UACUUGUUCCUAUCCCUUCUUUUUCUUACUAUGUGUUGUUGUUAGUGCUUGUCUUUUCGUGUGUCGGGUCUAUCGGAACAGACUCUCCGCACGGUGGCCUAAGGCUUGCGUACACACUGAACUCCUCACCCCACCCCCAUUUGUGUGAUUGCACUUGGUUUGUUAUUGUUGUUACACUAACCCCCAAACCCCACCCCACACCUCCCCUUUGUGUUUCUGGUUUUGUCUGUUUCUUAUAAUCUUUUUGGAUCUUCUUGCAUCUACUAUUGGAUUGUAUAUGACUAUUCUUAACUGGUUUUGGACUCAUUAGUCUUAUUUUCUGGAAAUUUCAUCUGACUAGUUUUUGUCUGUUUGCUAUCACAAACCUUUCACAUGUUUAAUUUUGACCUUAAGGUUAUAUGAGAUUAAAAAAUUGAACUCUUUUUGUUGUUUUCUUGAUACUUUUGCUGGCAUUUUAGCUGUUUUCUUAAUUAUAUUUGUGUAAUCUGCAGCAUAGAGAAGAAUCUUGGGAAAACAAGCAUUGGAGUGAUUGAAGUUUGAGGGUUGAUUUUGUAAGUAUGUUAUAAAAGAAGUUGAAAAUGGCAUCCUCUUCUGCUGAAAAUAGUCCAGUGCCACUCAGAGUAGCACCCCCAAAUUAUCAUCCAUAUCCACCUCCAUUGGCUUCAUAUGAAAAUGUUGUGGCCUCUCCUCAACUUUUUAUGGAUACUUUGCAGAAGUUCCAUGCUGCUAUGAGAACCAAGUUCAUGAUCCCUGUUAUAGGGGGGAAACCGUUGGAUUUGCAUCGCCUCUUUGUCGAGGUAACUACUCGUGGUGGUAUCGCAAAGGUUCUAGGGGGAAAAAGAUGGAAAGAAGUAACAACAGUUUUUAGCUUUCCUUCUUCAGCCACGAAUGCUUCAUUUAUCCUCCGGAAGUAUUAUAUUUCAUUGAUCUAUCACUACGAAAGAGUCUACUAUUUCAAGGCGAAGCACUGGACCCCUUCUCCUGAUGUGUUGCAGCAAGUUUCACAUGCUGCAGCUCCACCACAUGGCUUGGCCGGAUAUGUGCUUCCAUCACCAGAAAUAGAAGCUGCCACGCCCAAGUUGCAGAUGAUAGAAACAACAUUUCCUGAAGAAACUGCAGCACCAUCAACAGGUUCGCCAUUGUGUGGUGUCAUUGAUGGCAAGUUUGAGAGUGGAUAUCUUAUCACAGUGAAGAUCGGUUCUGAAGAUUUUAAAGGUGUUCUAUAUCAGGUUCCAAUGAACACAAUGCAUCAAGAGUUGCAAAAUCAGAAUCUACCUGUUUAUAACACGGGGAAAGCAGCAUCGACGGCAACUGGAGUAGUUCGAAGAAAGCGUAGGAAGAAAUGUGAAAUUAAGAAGCGCGAUCCUGCUCAUCCUAAGCCUAACCGAAGUGGUUAUAACUUUUUCUUCGCAGAACAACACGCCAGGCUGAAACCUCUCUAUCCUGGGAAGGAUAGGGAGAUUAGUCGGAUGAUAGGUGAAUUGUGGAACAACCUAAACGUACCCGAGAAAAUGGUUUAUCAGGAGAGAGCCUUGCAAGACAAAGAACGAUACAGAUUGGAGAUGGAAGGCUAUCGCGAGAGAUUAAGAACAGGGCAAGUGGUUAAUAAUCCGCUGCAAAUACAACAACUUCCUAUUGAACACAAUGUCGAUAUGAUUGAUGUGCAGAGUGAACUACCAAGUGAAAACGGAAACGUUUCUUGGAGUCCAGAGUACAGACCAAGUUCCGAUAAAUGUGCGAAAAGCAACUUGGAGAACAGUGAAGGCACAAACCCGAAUUUAGAUGCAAAGGCUCCAAAGGCAACCAACAACGUGGGCGUGGAAGCAUUGGGCGAUGAAGAGGAAUUCGAGUUACUUAAGAGAGUCGACAUGGUUGAAUGUGAGGAUAAAGAAAUGCAGGAAGAAGAAGAAGAAGAAGCUGAUAAACAAGAACUUCAACAUAGUAAGGAGAAAGUUUUGUUUUUCCUAGAAGAUAAAACUUUAUUACCAACUGUGGAGAAAAUAUAACAUGGCAUAGCUUAAGUUAACUUCCUAGAGAUAACACCUAUCUUAACUAUAGUUACCUUUUGACUUAGUGAUUAUUUUGUUGUUCCAUUGUCAAGUUUUUAGCAUAGGUGGGACACAAUUUGGAAGUAUGAACCAUUUUGAUGUUAAUGGCAUGGGCUUACUUUAAAGAUAACUGUCUUUUGUUCUU
Nicotiana tabacum (common tobacco) is the source of this 2193-nucleotide messenger RNA. The record is from RefSeq and is a predicted model, not a curated record. NCBI's taxonomy places the organism in Eukaryota, Viridiplantae, Streptophyta, Magnoliopsida, Solanales, Solanaceae.